AUGCGCCGGUUCGCCAGGGCGUUUCUGAACGCCGUCGAUGAGUUCGGCAGUAUGGACCGCGUCCAGUACGCCCGAGUCCACGACAUCAUCGGCCCCAACGCCGUCUUUGUCGAUCACGUUCCCGACUUUGACGCCCACAACGAGGUCUACUCGGCCGGCAAGACUGUCCUCAUCGAAUUCGAUAAUCCCUACAUCAAAAGUCUUCCGACCAUCAUGGCCGUGCGGGAAAAGGCUCCCGGCGGCGGCGGGGGCUUCCAGGAGAGGCGGGUACGCGAGACCUACACCGACGCCUACACCCUGGAGCUGGAGGAGCUGUAUUGGUGCGUCGUCGAGGCAAGGAGCAAGACGAGCGUGGCCGACGCUAGAAGGGACGUCGAGCUGUUCCAGAUGAUUUUGCGAGCGGGGGCUGCAAAACUUGAGGGUAGUGCAUAGCCUUGAGUACCCUCUACCGCACCUGCAAAUUUGUAUUAUGCGCCACGAACGUCACCCUCUUGGCAAUAAAUACUAUCUCAGAGUAC
Messenger RNA from Pyricularia oryzae 70-15, 518 nucleotides. RefSeq lists its product as uncharacterized. The record is from RefSeq and is a predicted model, not a curated record. NCBI's taxonomy places the organism in Eukaryota, Fungi, Ascomycota, Sordariomycetes, Magnaporthales, Pyriculariaceae. The transcript is spliced from 2 exons. Bases 1 to 432 code for a protein of 143 amino acids.